Molecule: messenger RNA, 333 nt
Organism: Aspergillus novofumigatus IBT 16806
Lineage: Eukaryota; Fungi; Ascomycota; Eurotiomycetes; Eurotiales; Aspergillaceae
Product: DNA-directed RNA polymerase core subunit RPB10
Exons: 4
Coding region: 1-333 (110 amino acids)
Biological process (GO): tRNA transcription by RNA polymerase III; transcription by RNA polymerase I; transcription by RNA polymerase II
Cellular component (GO): RNA polymerase I complex; RNA polymerase III complex; RNA polymerase II, core complex
Molecular function (GO): DNA binding; zinc ion binding; DNA-directed RNA polymerase activity
Source: RefSeq, a predicted model, not a curated record
AUGUGGGGAAGCGAUGCAAAAUUAUAUGUCCGCAUUUCUAGUACCGUUCAGGAUAUUCGUUCAUUCUUCUGUUCAGUCUCUGCAAGUGUCAUAACAGGAUCCAAUAAAGCAAUAUCAUUUUUGUUCUACAUUAUUUCUAACCAGGUUGUCGGUGAUCUUUGGGAACGUUAUUUACAGCUACUUGAUGAGGGUAUUCCGGAUGGUGAUGCUAUGGAUCAGCUUGGUUGCAAGAGGUACUGUUGCCGCAGAAUGAUCAUGACACACGUCGAUCUCAUUGAAAAGCUUCUCCGGUACAAUCCUGCUGAAAGAGAUCGGGCAAAAUCUCAAAUAUGA